AUGGGAUUUCAGCCCUCGACCUACUACGACCGUAACCGCCAAUCACCGGCCCUCAUCAGGGCGCGGCGGCCCUACCUGGUCAAGAACGCCAUCACGGGGCUCGCCAUAUCCGCCUUUGCCAUUGGCAUCUAUGCCUACACUCUCCACGCCAUCGGCCAGGACGAAUUCGAGGAUGUCAAGGUUCCCGAUGUGCCGGCGAAACCCAACUCCCAGACGGCGAAGAACUGA
Molecule: messenger RNA, 228 nt
Organism: Parathielavia appendiculata
Lineage: Eukaryota; Fungi; Ascomycota; Sordariomycetes; Sordariales; Chaetomiaceae
Exons: 3
Coding region: 1-228 (75 amino acids)
Biological process (GO): mitochondrial respiratory chain complex IV assembly
Cellular component (GO): mitochondrial inner membrane
Source: RefSeq, a predicted model, not a curated record